UUGGAGCGAACGCUUCGCCAAGGGCGAGUGGAGGCCCGGGGGCGGCGCCCCCCGGAAGGGGUGCGAUCCGGACAGAAGGCUGCUGGGCUCUGGGCCACGAAGAGGGGCCGACGGGCCAAAGGUACAGCGGGGGCACUUACUACUUAUUUUCAUGCCUCCGGGGGCAGGGUUUGGAGGUUUGGCGUUACCCUCAGCAAAGGAGGUGGUUCGGGGGCGUCCGCCGCUCAUUGCUCGGCUGUCUAGAGGCCGUGGGUGACGUCACAUCGUCCGCGACUCCACAGCUUCGCCACCGAAGGCCCCACACUUAUUGGAUUCGGCCCGAAUUCGACCAGAAAACACUUCACUCUUACUUGGGUCGCCUCAACGCCGAUCAACAUGGCCGUCGGCCCGAUCUCGCCCGAUUGUGACGUCACACCCCCACCUAGACCAUGAAUCGCCCGAUGCUCGAAGACGACUCUUGCAAUUUGACACGGAUUUUUUAUUUUUAAUUCACAGUCCGCCGUAACUGCUGCACGGAAAAGUUGCUAAACUCCCCUUGAAAUUUAAAAUUUGCAUAAAUAAUAUUUCAUACACAAAUUUUGUGACAAUAAUUUAAAUUCAAUUGGCAUCGAUAAUAGUGCGAUACGAUUAAACCGCUUUUGACGUCACACAACCCCCUCCCCGCCAGACCGGCCGCUCACGUCAUUGAGAUCACGGUUUCUGAUUGGUCACAUCUAGCAGCGCCGCAAUACGAACGCGCGAACUUCCUGAAACUAUUAUAGGGGAUUAAUUCGAGAUUGACAUGAGCUUUCCAACGGUGUAGUAACUUUUCCUGGAUUUUCCAUUGAAAAUAUAGUCAUAAUAAUUAAGUUCACGAACAAAAAAAAAUAAAAAUAAGUUGCUUUAUGCAAGUUAUGCAACCCACUUGUCAAGUCCAUCCUGCAGGUUGCAUACCCCGCCCCUAAAUUUUAUUGAAAUUGAAUCAAAUUGGGCUAAACAUUUUCCUCACAUCCCUCAACAAUAAAUGUUGUUAAAAAGAGUAUUAAUUGAUUUAAUUAACGUAUUCAAUAAAAAUUAUCUGCAAGCCGGUUGCAGCUGUUUGCUCACGGCGGACGAACGAACCGCGAGGGCUCGAUUAAUAUAAAAUGUUGCGCAUGAGCCGAAAAAGGCGAUCCGUGGGUCUAAACUCGCGCUGCCGAAGCUUUCACGGAGAUUCCGUGCGCGUACGGCUACUCCGCCCUUUUUAUUUGACAGAUGGCAACUGGAUGGCAAGAAACAAACGGCAAAGAUAGUCAACUAUGAAGAUAAACGAGAAAAAUUUGGCCGCCUUUGCGACUUCUUCGACACCAGUCGACCGCGAUGGCUUCUUGCUCAAGAGAGGAGAGACCAAUAAGGGAUACCAGAAGCGAUGGUUCGUCCUCAAAGGCAAUCUGCUUUUCUACUUUGAAAAGAAGACUGAUAGAGAACCUGUGGGAAUUAUUAUUUUGGAGGGCUGUACAAUAGAACUCUCUGAUGAUGAGGAGAAUUUUGGUUUUAAAGUCGUUUUCCAUGGACCCGGGAAUCGAAGUUACUACCUCGCAGCUGAGUCACAAGAAUCAAUGGAAGGGUGGAUGAAAGUUCUUUCUUGCGCCAGCUACGACUUUAUGAAACUAAUGGUUGCCGAGUUGCAGAAACAGCUGGAUGAUAUUGAUGAAUGUGCUAGCAGUAAUAAUUUUCCUAAUGCACCACCACGGCAACGGCACAACCCCUUUAACAGAAAAGAAGACGCAACUCCGCAAGGAGCAGCCAUGACCGUCUCUCUUGCCCACCAAAGGUCGCAAAACCUUCGCUCCAGUUACAGGCCAGAAGACCUGUUUCGACAGAGAAGUUCCACAUUUAAUGAGCUCCAUGUUACAUAUGGAAAACUUAUCCUGGACUUGUGCCCAAUUCAACCAGCCACAAAGGAGCCUGAUCUUCUUGUUGAUGUUUAAUUUAUUUAAUGUUAUCGUUUCUACUUUCUAUUAUUUAUUUUCUAAUGUGAUCAGAAUUAAUAUCAAUUCUUUGUGAUUCAAAUCAUCACCCUGUUGCUAAAGAGAUUCUAGUUUACCUACUUGUUCACUCUGAUGCUGCCCCUGUCAUUGUCAUUAAAAGUUAAAAUUGUAUUAGAAAAAAUAAUUAAUUAUAUUCUGCAAACCUCUUGACA
This is a messenger RNA of Neocloeon triangulifer, 2161 nucleotides long. RefSeq names its product sesquipedalian-1-like. Gene Ontology annotation, cellular component: recycling endosome; trans-Golgi network; early endosome. Bases 1278 to 1949 code for a protein of 223 amino acids. The record is from RefSeq and is a predicted model, not a curated record. The transcript has 3 exons. NCBI's taxonomy places the organism in Eukaryota, Metazoa, Arthropoda, Insecta, Ephemeroptera, Baetidae. Gene Ontology annotation, biological process: endosome organization; receptor recycling; retrograde transport, endosome to Golgi.